CAGACACAGAGGCGUGCACACCCUCACUCUGUAGCUCCUGCAGAAAUCUGCCUGCUUUGGCAAUGCUGAGUCUGACUGAUAACGAUGCAGUUCUGCAGAAAGGUGCUUUGCAAGCCGUGUAGUGCCAGAGUCACUUCACCAGAGGAGGACAUGGAAUACAAGAUGGGGAGCUGCAUCGGAAUCCCACACAGCAAGGCUGAAGCUCGAGCUGAGAGUUUGAGCCAGAGGGACGACAGAGCGCUUCUGACUGAAGUCUCCACCAGUCAGGACGGUCUGCUGCCUCAACCCGUGCUCCCAGAGAUCCCAGUCAUCACCGGGGUGGAGGAGAGCCAAGGUACGGCUUCAGACCAGGAGGACAAGGAGGAGCUUGAGUUUCCUCACGACCUGCUGCCCAGUUUAGAUUUCAGCAGUGAGCUCAACAUCUGGGAGUCCUCACUGGGACCCUUUCCAUCUCUGGAGUCUCCUCAGCAAGAGUUCCUCACUCCGACUGAGGAGAUAGCAGCUCCUCUGAGACAGGAGGAGAUCCCACCACCAGAGCCAGCAACGGAGAAGACAGCAGAGAUCCCGCUUCUGAAUCUUGUGAAGAAGCCAGCAGACCUUCCCAGGUCUUUAAAAAAGGCCACAGAUCUCCUAGAAUCAACACACCAGAAAGUGGAGCUUUCCGAACCGCCCCAGAGUGUAAAAGUAGAGUUUUCAGAAGAAACAAAAAAGACAGAGCUCUCAGAACCAGCCAAGGAGGAAGAAGAGCAUCAAGAUGAGUUUCAGGAGCCAAAUAGGAAGCAGGUUAUUUCAACAGAAAUAGCAACUGAGGAGCAGGUCGAGGUUGUCCAACCAAGAGAAAGGGCAGAAGAGAUCCCAGAACCAACAGCUAAUGAAACUGAGCUUGUAGAACCAACAAAGGAUGAAGAACCGGAAACAACAAAGACGACUACAGAGUCCCUGCAACCAGAAGAGAAGCUGGUCAGUGAGCUGCCAGUGGAGCUUGUGGAAAAACCAUUAGAGAUCCAGCCUGUGGAGCAAUCUGAAGUCCUAGCUGAGAAAACUGCAGUGACAGAGGCAGUCCAGGAUCCAGCUGCAGAGCUGCAGGACAGUGGGCCCUCCCUCGCUGAUAAAGCAGAGAGCGGUCACCUGGCCCCUGCCUCUCCUCAACCACUUACCUCUGAACGCCACCUCCUGCCUGUCCUUCCUCCUCACUUCCAAGACACCGCAGAGAUCCCUACUCCCGUUCCCACACUUCCAGAGGGUCACGCACUUGAAGCUCUGCCAACCCCGCCUGUGUCCCCCUGUCCUCCUCCUCACCCUGUCCCUGCCUCCCCUCCUGCAUCUUCUGCUGACCACUGUGAGGACGUUUACCCUGCUUCUGCACCCUGCCAUGUCACUUUAAGGAGCUCAGAUUCUGAUGGAGCCUUUGAGACCCCUGAAUCUACAACUCCAGUGAAAGCUGUUUCUCCCACUGAACCUCAGAGAAAGGAAACAACUGAUGACAAAGUAGCAGACACCUCAGUCACUGAUCCUGCCUCUGACUUGACUAUAGCUGAACCACUCUGCCAUUCUCUGUCCAGUGCUUUUGAUGAAAACAAGCCCAUUGCUGCCAGUGGUACAUAUAACAUCGACGUUUUUGCUGCAGAUUCAACGAGUCACACUUUAACCCGUUCUCUCAGCCUCCAGGGAGGAGAACUAGAUAGUUCUGGUCUGUUGGACGGAUCGGCAUCAGGAGGUUUCCGUCCACAUUCUGAAUCUUUCAGUGUAGGCACUGAGAGCGCCCCAGGGACACUCCGCAGGCCCAAGAAAGUUCGUCCUGGGUCUGUAAAGAAAAAGCCUCUUCUCAGACAGAACUCCAACCCAGAGAGCCCAAGGCCUGACUCAUCCAGCAGCACCCCAGAAAUUAAGAAGCGGGCAAAGCCUCAAACAGCCAGCCCCCUUCAGGCUCAGGAGGGAACAGAAGAAGGCUCUGCAACACCAAGCCCAGGAGGAACUCUGCGAAGAACCAGAAAGAGCCGUGUGGAGACUCCUCCUCCUCUGCCAGAGGAGACCAAUCACACCACCCAAGAGGAGAGCCUUAUUGUCCCUGUCUUACCUUUAUGCCAGGAGGAGAUCCCACUCCCUGAUACUCAAGCAGACAAAGACGAAUCUCCCAUCCCUCCUAGUGCCUCCUACCAAUGGGAUCCAGAGAACUUUGAGAAGAUCAACCCUUUUAAGACUGGAGGUAGUAAAAUUGCCAAUUCGCCCGUUCUGGGUCGUAAAGAUCCUGUGUGUGCCCCUAUUUCCACCACUCCAGAGAGUCCCCCCCUCCCAGCUGAGGAACCACAUCACCCCAGUCCUCCGGCUCCUAUUAGAGAACCAAUCACCAAUCCUGAGGAGCAGCCCAUUAUACCCAAGCGUCAGUCACUGAGACUGGAGUUUGACUACUCCGAGGAGAGUGGUGAGGCAUCACAUCAGGCCUCUCCUCCACCUAAGAAACUAGGCAAGAAGCCAGGUGCCAAAAUGCCUCUGAGGAAACCAAAGCUGGGGUUGAAAAAGGCACCUCAAGCACAGACAGAACAGCUGGACAACAAUCCUCAAGCAACCCAGAACAGCAAUGAGGAUGAAAUCCUGGUACCGAAAACGUCUUACAACUUUGAACCCGACAAGUGGGAUGAUCCAAACUUUAAUCCAUUUAGUUCAAGGAAAGGUAUCGCUAACUCCCCCAAACUAUCCAGGCCAUCUUAUAACUUUGAUGCCAAUAACUUUGACGACUCCAUAGACCCUUUCAAAUCAUCCAACAAGAUGGCCAACUCCCCUCCUAAAACAUCCGCCUCCUUUGAACUGUCAUCCAAUGACAACGAUAAUGAAAAUGACAACGACAACCUUGGGGAAUUAGAGGACCAAAACCAGAACAAACCCGCCAAGAAGAAGAAAACUCCUAUCAAAUCUAAUACUUUCAGAGUGAAGAGGUCACCAAAGAAAUCCCCAUUAUCUGACCCGUCCCAGGAUCUUUCGCCUGCAGAUGAACCUUCUUCCCUUCACCAGCAGGAUGACCAUGCCACAGAUGAGGAGAAACUGGCCUCUUCCACCAGUCAUAAGUGGGCAGCCCUGCAUGACAUGGACGGAGACUUAAACUCUGACCAGCAAGACUUUCCUCAACCAUGCGACCUUACAUCCUUUGUUAAUGAGAACAGUCUUCCGAAGGAGACUCCAGUACAAGACUAUGAAAUUGAGUACAUGGAGAAGAUUGGCUCCUCUUCCACACCACCGUCUGCAAAGAAGCCAUCUCUGUACUUGAACUUGGACUCAGUAUCUGACAACUUAACCAAAAAUACAUGUGUGCAUGGAUCUGAGCCCAGCUCCCCCUGCACAGGGAGUUUUGAAGAGAUGGAGGCCCAGAUAACAGCAGGUAUGAAGACACCGGUGCUCAGCUCACGACCUGGUCCUGAGGGCUCUGCUGUAGACAAGGGCAGGAAGAGAGAAAGCGAGGCGCUCAGUCGAACGCAGAGCACAGAGAUGGAGGAGCAGCCCCCUAGCCAGGGCCCCGUGGAGGCACUUGCUCCAGCUCUGGCCAUGCCCCUGUUAGACAGGCUGUCUGAGUGUGACGACCCCCUGCAGUACCUGGAGCCUGACCUGGCUGAGACCAACCCCACAGCAUUCGCCCAAAAAUUGCAGUCUCGACUCAAGAAACCCAGUACUCGGCGGUGGAAUAUCAACGGUUCACCCUUACUCAAAGUUGCAGUGGACACAUGGAGAUCUGUUUGGCACAGAGACUUGUCAUCUUCAGUAGAAAGUGGCGUGUCCAAGAACUCACUGUACACCAGGACCACAGCCAGCUACAUCGAAGCGGAGAGUCCUCACUUGCCCAGAGAUCUGGACCACUCUUUGGGAAUUGCACGAGAGGAGAUUGUGUCAAAGGAGAAAGAAGUGCUGGAGUGGCAGAGGAAGUAUGAAGAGAGCCGACAGGAAGUGGUGGAGAUGAGGAGAAUUGUUGCUGAGUAUGAGAAGACGAUUGCCCAGAUGAUAGAGGAUGACCAGAAAGAGAAAUCUCUUUCCCAUCACACCAUUCAGCAGCUCAUCAUGGAGAAGGAUCAGGCGUUGGCUGACCUCAACUCUGUGGAGAAGUCUCUAGCUGACCUCUUCCGUCGUUAUGAGAAGAUGAAAGAUGUCCUGGAGGGUUUCCGUAAAAAUGAAGAGGUAUUGAAGAAAUGUGCUCAGGAGUAUCUUUCAAGGGUCCGCAAGGAGGAGCAGCGAUAUCAAGCCCUGAAAAUUCACGCAGAGGAGAAACUAGACAAGGCCAAUGCAGAGAUAGCUCAGGUGCGGGCCAAAGCCAAGCAGGAGCAAGCUGCCUACCAGGCCAGUCUGAGGAAGGAGCAGAUGAAGGUGGACUCUCUGGAGCGCACUUUAGAGCAGAAGAAUAAAGAGAUCGAGGAGUUAACAAAGAUCUGUGACGAGCUGAUUGCCAAGAUGGGGAAGAGUUAACAGGCCACAUCGCAGCAACAAAGCCAAACUGAAAAGCAGAAAAUGAAGAGAAUCACUCUUUCUCAAACUGAUGGACAUCUAAGACCAAAGUGGUCUUGGGGUUGUAUUUCCUACUGACCUUGUGUAUACGUCAUCCACAGGAUCAGCUUCCUCUUAAUUACUCUGUACAUUUUUGAUGUUUCAGUGUAUCGUACUGUAUCGGGGGUCUGGUUUCAAGUUUUAUCAUAUCACUAAUGAGUAUGUCUGUGUGUGUGUGUGUGUGUGGGUGUGUGUAUGAUAAUGAGAAAGUGCAAGCAUUGUUUGUGGGUUAAAUUAUCUAUUAUGAUGUUGCCAUGACAGCCACUGAGGGAGAAGACUGUUUACCCACUCCUGUUAUUGUCUCCUCUUAAUACAAGAGAAAGAUAGAUUUUGAAGAUGAGAACCAGAUUCUUAGUUAUUCAUAAAAUGCUGAUACACCACUAAGAGAAUACAAGCUAUCACAAUAGAUUCUUGCAUGUGAGAGAAAAAGAAGAACUUGUAAUGUUAAUGUUUGUACAUACUGUAGGAAACAUCGAGACUUGUGCAUUUUUGAUAGGUAUUCUGUCAUCUUCGGCCCACUUCCCUCACAUAACCUUGUAGAUAUUUGUCAUACUUGUCAUAGCUUUUUUGAUGAAAUUGUGGAACUUUAUUUUUGGGAUUUUAUUUUGAUAAAAAGCAAACUAAUUGUGACUGUGUUCAGUUGUGACCAGGAGUAAUUUAAUUUUGGAUGAUCCUGUCCUAGUCCUGCAAUGGUUGUUUGUCACACUGAGGAAUAACUUUUCUGCACAGCUACUGUACAGCAUCUGCUUACAAAGUGCAAUAAAAGAUGGCAAUACAGCA
Molecule: messenger RNA, 5304 nt
Organism: Archocentrus centrarchus (flier cichlid)
Lineage: Eukaryota; Metazoa; Chordata; Actinopteri; Cichliformes; Cichlidae
Gene: tacc2
Product: transforming, acidic coiled-coil containing protein 2
Exons: 21
Coding region: 85-4446 (1453 amino acids)
Biological process (GO): nuclear migration; cerebral cortex development; mitotic spindle organization
Cellular component (GO): cytoplasm
Source: RefSeq, a predicted model, not a curated record